Rhododendron vialii is the source of this 2158-nucleotide messenger RNA. RefSeq names its product glutathione reductase, chloroplastic. The transcript is spliced from 11 exons. Bases 38 to 1717 code for a protein of 559 amino acids. The record is from RefSeq and is a predicted model, not a curated record. Gene Ontology annotation, molecular function: flavin adenine dinucleotide binding; glutathione-disulfide reductase (NADPH) activity; NADP binding. Gene Ontology annotation, biological process: cellular response to oxidative stress; glutathione metabolic process; cell redox homeostasis. Gene Ontology annotation, cellular component: cytosol; mitochondrion. Lineage: Eukaryota; Viridiplantae; Streptophyta; Magnoliopsida; Ericales; Ericaceae.
AUUCGCGAAGAUUGACCAGAAACAAAAAAGGCAAAAAAUGGCGACCUCUCUGAGCGCACCAAAGCUCACCACUUUCUCCUCUUCCCAAACCCUCCAAUCACUCUGUAAACGCCUCCCUGUCUCUCUCUCUCCUCUCUUUCUCUCUCCUCACUCCACCGCCUCCUCUCCUCUCCUCCACUCCAAAGCCCGUAUCGUUCUCUCUCCCCACCGCCCCCACCACCGUCGCUUCGCCGUUCGAGCGGCAGAGUCCGACAACGGGGCGGAGCCUCGCCAAUACGACUUCGACCUCUUCACGAUUGGCGCCGGAAGCGGCGGCGUUAGGGCUUCCCGUUUCGCCGCCUCUUACGGCGCUAAAGUUGCCAUAUGUGAGCUCCCUUUCGCCACCAUAUCCUCCGAAACCACCGGAGGCCUUGGUGGAACGUGUGUGCUUCGUGGAUGUGUACCUAAGAAACUACUUGUGUAUGCAUCCAAAUUUUCUCACGAAUUUGAAGAGAGUCAUGGUUUUGGAUGGAAAUAUGAUGCUGAACCCAAACACGAUUGGAGCACCCUGAUGGCUAAUAAGAAUGCCGAGUUGCAGCGCCUAAUUGGUAUCUACGAGAACAUUCUCAAAAAUGCUGGUGUCACUUUAAUUGAAGGGCGUGGAAAGAUUGUGGAUCCACAUACAGUGGAUGUAGAUGGAAAGCUCUACUCGGCAAGGUACAUUCUAAUUGCAGUAGGGGGACGCCCCUUCAUUCCUGAAAUUCCCGGACGUGAGUAUGCGAUAGAUUCAGAUGCAGCCCUUGAUUUGCCUUCCAAGCCUGAAAAAGUUGCGAUAGUUGGGGGAGGUUACAUUGCACUCGAGUUUGCUGGGAUUUUCAAUGGAUUGACAAGUGAGGCCCAUGUAUUCAUACGACAGAAAAAGGUUUUGAGAGGUUUCGAUGAGGAGGUCAGAGAUUUUGUUGCAGAACAGAUGUCUCUAAGAGGGAUCGAGGUCCAUCCAGAGGAGUCACCUCAGGCUAUCCUUAAAUCGGCAGAUGGUUCAUUGACUUUGAAGACUAGUAAAGGGGCCGUUGAAGGUUUCUCUCAUGUCAUGUUCGCUACGGGCCGCAAACCUAAUACAAAGAAUUUGGGAUUGGAGAAGGUAGGGGUAAAAAUGACCAAGGAUGGAGCGGUAGAGGUUGAUGAAUACUCCCGUACAUCUGUUCCGUCCAUUUUAGCUGUUGGAGAUGUCACAAAUAGAAUAAAUCUAACUCCAGUUGCUUUGAUGGAGGGAGUGGCAGUGGCAAAAACUCUCUUUGGGAAUGAACCUACAAAACCUGAUUAUAGGGCUGUCCCAUCUGCUGUGUUUUCCCAGCCACCUAUUGGACAAGUUGGAAUUUCAGAAGAACAGGCUGUAAAAGAAUAUGGCGAUGUUGAUGUCUUCACAGCAAACUUCAGGCCCUUAAAGGCUACUCUUUCUGGGCUCCCAGACCGGAUUCUCAUGAAACUUAUCGUAUGUGCAAAGACUAGAAAAGUUCUUGGGUUGCACAUGUGUGGAGAAGAUUCACCAGAAAUUGUGCAGGGAUUUGCAGUUGCUGUGAAAGCUGGCUUGACAAAAGAUGAUUUUGAUGUCACAGUGGGUAUCCAUCCUACAGCAGCAGAGGAACUUGUCACUAUGAGGACUCCUACGCGGAAGAUUCGAAGCAGCUCUCUACUGGAGGGUAAGGAUUCUGAGGUUAAAGCUGCAGCUGGAGUUUAGCAUCUUUCCACAGGCCAUUAUUAGGAUGACUUUCUCCGGAAAUUGAAGGUGGAAUCCUGUUGAGAGUUGAAUGGUUUACAAAAACUUGGAUGUGGACCUGCAGCAGCAAUGGAAGGAGCGUGAAGAGAAUGGUAUAUGGAUGAGGUCGUUGAUGAUCCUCAUUGAAGAUAGAUCCCUUUAGUCUGUUUCUUCAACAUGGUGUGAUAUUGCGGCAGUUUGAAAGCCGAUGAUAUACAUAAUACAUAAUGCGAACUUUUAACCUUCCCUCUUUUACCCCCAUACUAGUUGUGCAGGCCCUACAAGCAACGGAUAAAUUAUUUCAAUGUAAGAGUGAUCAUGGAGAUUUUUCUCUAUGUCAAUUUGCUUCGAGAGAAAUGAUUUUCUUGUUUUCUAUGUACAUAACGAUAUUGCUAUGAUAUUUCGUAAUUUUGUUUGCUCCAA